This is a messenger RNA of Heteronotia binoei (common prickly gecko), 1910 nucleotides long. It is a transcript of the gene INSYN2B, whose product is annotated as inhibitory synaptic factor family member 2B. The record is from RefSeq and is a predicted model, not a curated record. The transcript is spliced from 3 exons. Gene Ontology annotation, cellular component: postsynaptic density. NCBI's taxonomy places the organism in Eukaryota, Metazoa, Chordata, Lepidosauria, Squamata, Gekkonidae. Bases 101 to 1690 code for a protein of 529 amino acids. Gene Ontology annotation, biological process: inhibitory postsynaptic potential.
AGAACAAAGAGAAUAAAAAAAAAGGUAGCUAUUUGUCCAACGACAAUAGUUUAUUCUUAUUUGGGGGCUCAGCCAGAUGUUGUUCAAAUGACCAAAUGAAAUGGGUCGUAAAGAAACGCAUUAUCUGCAUACAUUAAAUUGCGACGCAAUGGCUCAACAAGGCAUUAAAGUGCGGCCGGUGCUGCUAAAGCGGAACAGCCUGGAUUCGGUAGAUUUUCAGAGGCGGCCCCACCAUCGCCGGAGCAAAUCUCAACAAGUCCGAUUCAAAGAUGAUGGAACGGACAAUGCACCACUGACAGAAUCAGAUCUGGAGACAGCAGCUACUCGAGAUUCGUAUGCAUUGGAUAAAAUAAAAGCAUCGCAACCGCACAUUCACAACCAAGCAAACAAUUCCCUUGAUUCCCCUUCCUCUCAUACGGGAUUACAAAAUAUUGCCAUACAGACUUCUCCAAGUCUCAGAAAACACUUCCCCGUAUUUAAAAAGAAAAGAAUUACAGCAAGCAAGUCCUUAAUUGAAAUGCCAAAGGCGUCUGAAUAUUCUGUUCAAGUAAAUGGCAGUCUUUCGGAACAGGAUGUCAUCUCUCCCAGUCUCUCAUACUUAAGCAUCAAUCGGCAUUUAGGUGAUGGACCAAAAGCCGCCACCACAGCCAAUUUGCUGUUUAAAAGGGUGCCUAAAGCACAAAGCAAUGGGCCUAUCUAUUUGGGUUCAGAUAAAUUUGCAAUACUGGAAAAAGCAACGGUUUCUACCCAGGUGCCUGAAUACACCCACGCGGGUUCUGAACAAGACAAUUUUCCCAUUUGUGGCCAAGGUACAGCUCUGAGACAAUCUGAUGAAAACUGUUCAGUGCAUACGGGCUCAGAAAAAUCUCUCCCCUGCAUCAGCUGCAACUGUAAUGAAACUAAUGUGGGUCAUGAUUCUUGUAAGGAAAAAAACUAUACUGAACUACUCGCCUCUAGUGAUGACGCUGGCACUAAGGAAAUUAUCCCAUCCUCACCUCAGUUAUGCCACAGUUCAUUACGCUGCUCCCUCAGAGAACAUCAGCAACCAAUGCAGCAGAAAACAGACUCUGACCAUACGACACUGACUAAUAAUAACCAAACAAAAAAGUCGUUCGCUAGCAACAACGCAUUAUCUUCUGUUCCCUCCUGUCAAGCUGAAGCAGAGAACAUUUCUACCAAUACCGAAGUGCCACACUAUAACAACUACUUCGAAGGCUUUCACAUAAAUGCCUGUCUUCCAGAGGCUGAAAUGAAACCACAGAACGAAGACAUUAAACAAAUCAAUCAAAUCCACUUGGCCCACAGUGACAUGUGUGCGCUACGAGAUAGGCUCCAGUCCGUUGAGGAAUCCUUGCAGUCAAACCAGGAAAAGAUUAAAAUCCUUUUGAAUGUAAUUCAAGACAUGGAAAAGGCCAGAGCCCUCAAUGAAGGGCGGAACUUCUACCGCACUGGCCAAGAUCUCAACAAUUGCAGCACUUGCCAGAACACUGCAUGUAUCAUUUACAGUGUAGAACAUGACUUCAGACAGCAAGAAGGCAGGUUUCACCAAGUUCUGAAAACACUGGAUCAAGUGGAACAAUGUCCUACUGUAAUUUCUCUACAGAGACAACCAUCUGACCACCACCCAGCCCCUGAGAAACAAGAACUGAGAAGAAAGACGAAGAAAAAGAAAUGCUUCUGGUGGAUUUGAAAAGAACUGGCAUAGAACUCUCAAAUGCUAUAUUUGAGAGAGGGAAUGGUAUCAGUGGUCAAGAAGCUGGCAAUUUUUAACGAAUAAAAAGCUCGGGCUUGACAUUCAAGACUGUCAGAACAAGCUAUUAAAGAAAUCCAGCAAUAUAUUUCCUGAUGUUUUCCAGCCUUUGCAGUUCAUAUUUUAAGAUGCUAAUAUUUUGAAAUUUAUUUAUUAAAUG